Fusarium redolens is the source of this 2136-nucleotide messenger RNA. RefSeq lists its product as uncharacterized. Gene Ontology annotation, molecular function: calcium-activated cation channel activity. The transcript has 10 exons. The record is from RefSeq and is a predicted model, not a curated record. Lineage: Eukaryota; Fungi; Ascomycota; Sordariomycetes; Hypocreales; Nectriaceae. Bases 1 to 2136 code for a protein of 711 amino acids. Gene Ontology annotation, cellular component: plasma membrane.
AUGGAUAAUCUCAUCAAAUUCUUAGAGAACAACUUGUAUGACCCUAACCAGGGCGUAGCAAGUAAUGCGGAGCCUAUGUCCCUAUUGGGUAUGGUUUCCACUCUGGUACCGGUUCUUGUCACUUCGAUAAUCUAUAUCAUUAUAUUCCUCGUCCUCCGUACUUCGAAUCGGCGUUUCUACGCGCCUCGAACAUGCACAGGCACUUUGCGGGAGUACGAACGCAGUCCCGUGCUGCCCAAUGGAUUCUUCUGUUGGAUAGGGGCUUUUUGGAAAGUACCGGAUGCCUAUGCCCUUCGGCUUCUCCUUCCACUCAAUGCCACAGGCGGCAAUGGGAAGAAGCAACUUGAGAUCCUUUCCUACAGCAAUAUUAAUAUUGAAGACUCAGCCAAGAGGAACAGAUUGUAUGCACAUUGCUUUGUGGCCUGGGUCGUGUAUACAUUCGUGAUGUACGCCAUUAUGCGCGAAUUCUUUUUCUACGUAAACCUGCGGCAAGCCUUUCUGCUGACCACACAGUAUGCUAAGCGCAUCUCGUCCCGCACUGUCUUGUUUACUUCAGUGCCCAAGGAGUGUCUCGAUGAGGACCGCAUCCGUAGCCUCUUCAGCGGCUCGGCCAAGAAGAUUUGGAUCGCUGGCGACACUAAGCAGCUAGAUAGGACUAUCCAAGAGCGUGACAACGUGGUUAUGAAGCUUGAGAAAGCAGAAAUCGAGUGGAUCAGACUAUGUAACAAGGAGCGCAUCAACACAUCCGAUCCUGAAUCUGGGAACCUCGUUACCGGCCGUAGUCGCGAGGACAAGCGACCUACCCACCGCGAAGGCCCUUUAGGGCUUAUCGGCGAGAAAGUCGACACCAUCCAAUGGGGCCGAAAAAAGCUCGAGGACCUCAUCCCCGAAGCCCAGAACGCUCAGAAUAACUGGCUCACUGGUGAUUAUGAGAAACACACUGCUUUUUUCGUCGAAUUCUCUACUCAAUACGAUGCGCAGGUUGCUUUUCAAGCCGCCACACACCACCGCGCCCUUCAAAUCCUUAACUAUUCAUGGUGGCAGGUUGCAAUACGUCGAUAUGUCAUCUACACUGCCAUUGCUGGUCUUGUCGUAUUUUGGGCUCUUCCUGUGACUAUUGUUGGUAUCAUUGCGCAAGUAAAUACCAUCAAGUCGCUGCCAGGCCUAACCUGGAUACAGAAUAUUCCACAGGUUAUCCUUGGCGCUGUUUCUGGCUUGUUACCUUCCAUCGCGCUAUCUAUUCUGAUGUCGUCAGUGCCAGUGUUCAUACGUACCUGUGCCAGGUGGUCUGGCUGUGUUUCAACAUCACAAGCUGAGCUCUUCACCCAGAAGGCGUACUUCAUUUUUCAAGUCCUCCAAGUAUUCCUGGUCCAGACGCUUUCUAACAGUUUCAUUUCAUCUCUUGUGACAAUCCUUCGGAAUCCCAACAACGUCUUUGGCAUGCUUUCAUCUUCAAUCCCUACCGCUUCCAACUUUUACAUUUCGUUUUUCAUUGUUCAAGGCAUUGUUUACUCUGUUAUUGCCCCCUUUCUUCUAUUGUGGUCGACUAUCAGCAUGGGUUUGUUCUAUCUCGCUUACCGUUACAAUUUACUGUAUGUUGCAGACACCGAUGUCGACACCGAUGGUUUGAUCUAUCCUCAGGCUCUGAAGCAGCUUUUAUUUGGUGUUUACGUAGCCGAGAUGUGCCUCGUUGGAAUGUUCAUCGUUUCCAAAGCCGCGGGACCUGCUUUUCUGAUGAUUAUCUUUCUUUCUCUUACCAUCCUUUGCCACGUCUCCCUCGUCAAGGCUCUCGACCCUCUCCUUUACAAUCUUCCUCUUUCUCAGAAGCCAGAUGAUGGACAAGUACAGAAUGGCGCCAGGGCCAUGUCCAGAGGUGCGAGCAAGAGGAAAACGGCCCGCAAACUCGUGCCUACCGCUACUGGCCGGGACCGCAAUAAGGCUAACUUCUCAGACCCCUUCCUGUGGAUUCCUGGGGACUAUUCAGGCAUCUCAAACAACGAGGUGGUUGACACCGGGAAGAUUGCCCCUAUUCGACAAGGGUGUCAUCUCAACAGGAGGAACGGUAUACAGUGGGAAACCGAUAGUCCAAGGCCUCCUGACUGGCGCGAGAAGGUUAUGUAUCAAGAAGAAGAGUGA